This is a messenger RNA of Asparagus officinalis (garden asparagus), 1099 nucleotides long. Its product is annotated as 60S ribosomal protein L7a-1-like. Gene Ontology annotation, cellular component: ribonucleoprotein complex. The coding region runs from base 127 to 903 and encodes 258 amino acids. The record is from RefSeq and is a predicted model, not a curated record. The transcript is spliced from 7 exons. Gene Ontology annotation, biological process: ribosome biogenesis. Lineage: Eukaryota; Viridiplantae; Streptophyta; Magnoliopsida; Asparagales; Asparagaceae.
AAAGGGCAAUACGGUAAUAUCAAAGCUACUGCCUUCAUAUAUAAACGCUGCUUGGCUUUCUUCUCCAAAACCCUAGCCCUAGCCUCAAUUUCGGCCCCCUCUCGCGAGUAUCAGAGGCAACUAAAAAUGGCUCCCAAGAAGAUUGUGAAGGGAGGCCCCGCAGCCAAGAAGAAACCGGAGAAGGUUGUAAACCCUUUGUUUGAGAAGAGGCCAAAGCAAUUUGGGAUUGGAGGGGCUUUGCCACCAAAGAGGGAUCUCCAUAGGUUUGUGAAGUGGCCGAAGGUUGUCCGCAUUCAGAGGCAGAGGAGAAUCCUCAAGCAGCGUUUGAAGGUUCCUCCAGCUUUGAACCAGUUUACUAAGACCCUGGACAAGAAUUUGGCUACGAGCCUAUUCAAAAUGCUCCUCAAAUACAGGCCCGAGGACAAAGCUGCAAAGAAAGAACGACUUUUGAAGAGGGCCCAGGCUGAGUCUGAAGGCAAAACUGUUGAGGCUAAGAAGCCCAUUGUUGUGAAGUAUGGGCUUAAUCAUGUGACUUACUUGAUUGAACAGAACAAAGCACAACUUGUGGUCAUUGCACACGAUGUAGACCCAAUUGAGCUAGUGGUUUGGCUCCCUGCCCUGUGCAGAAAGAUGGAAAUCCCAUACUGCAUUGUCAAAGGAAAAGCGCGUUUGGGAUCGAUUGUACACAAGAAAACAGCAUCAGUGUUGUGCUUGACCACCGUGAAGAAUGAGGAUAAGUUGGAGUUCAGCAAAAUCUUGGAAGCUAUCAAGGCAAAUUUCAAUGACAAAUUUGAUGAGAUCCGUAAGAAGUGGGGUGGAGGAAUCAUGGGUUCCAAGUCUCAGGCCAAAACCAAGGCUAGGGAGAGGCUCGUAGCCAAGGAAGCUGCUCAAAGGAUGACUUAAGCUUGGUUCUUGAAAUUUUGAGUAAAUUUAUCGGAUUUUGUUGUUAGCCUUAUAUUUCUUGAAGAACUUUUCUUGAUUAACAUUUUCCAGCUUGUGGUCGAGUAGUGAAACAUUUUGUUCCUGUCCUGGACUUUUAGCUGUAGCUACUGUGUUGCUAGUUAUGUUGUUACAAUCUUACUGCCUUGCUUUUCUGUGA